UGAUAAGAAAAAACAUCAUAUUUAUUAGAAAUAAUAAAAACAUAAAUUAUCAUGUGGGCAAAAAAGGACACUUUAAUGGGAUAAAAAAGUGAACUUUUUGGUUUCCCGGCAAAGAGUGGCAAAAAUCUUUUUGUUCCGAGCAAAGACUAUUACACUUCACCAAUCCCCACAGCUUCACAAUCAACAAUGACAGAAGUGUUCUCACUUCACCUUCUACUGUCUUCCAGCAACCAAAGAACUUCUCCUCAAUCAUACAAGUCACUCAAUUCAGCUAAAACCUACUCCAAGUCAACAGCUUCAGUUCCUGCUUCAAGAAAAGGUCGUUUUAGUGUUUUGAAGAAGACCCAGAAGUUGAAUUUGGAGGUUUCACCUCAUAGAGCUGUGUCUGCUGUGAGGUUAAUGAGAAUAGAGCUAGGUGGUGCAUUUGCUGAUCUUCUUAAUGAGAAAGGGAAAGGUUCUGGUGAUAAUGAGAUGGGAUAUGUGGAAAGGACUCUUGGCUUUCGAACAAGGGAUUUAGAAGACCGCGAUCUUCGAUUGGUUACUGAUAUAGUCGGGGGAACAAUCCGCUGGAGGCGAUAUCUAGAUCAUUUGAUCAGUUCAUUAUGCCAUGAUAAGUCUUUUAGCAGCAUGGAACCUCUGCUCUUACAGAUUCUCAGAAUUGGUUUCUAUGAGAUUGUUAAGCUAGAUAUGCCACCAUAUGCUGUUGUGGAUGAGAAUGUGAGACUUGCCAAAGUUGCCCUGAGACCUGGUGCUGGCAACAUGGUUAAUGCAAUCCUCCGAAAGCUAGUUUUGCUUAAGGAACAAAACUCACUUCCUUUACUGAAAUUGGAAGGUGACGAUCGUACACAAGCACGCGCUCUUGCCACAUUGUAUUCUCAUCCCGUUUGGAUGGUUAGGCGAUGGACUAAGUAUCUAGGAAAAGAUGAAGCAAUCAAAUUGAUGGAAUGGAACAACACCGAUCCUAGUUUCAGCUUAAGGGCAAACGCGGGGAAAGGUAUUUCGAGAGCUGACCUUGAAGAAAAGCUAAAUUCUCUCAAGGUCCCGUACGAGCUUUCUUUGCAUUUGGACGAUUUUGUUCGUAUGAAAACCGGCUUACAGAUUGUAAUACAAGCGGGGUUGCUUAAAGAUGGCCUAUGCGCGGUUCAGGAUGAGAGUGCAGGUCUGAUAGUCUCAGUUGUGGAUCCUCAACCGGGUGAGAAAAUCAUGGACUGUUGUGCUGCUCCCGGAGGAAAGACCCUUUACAUGGCAUCACGAUUGUGUGGCCAAGGUAUGAUAGCUGCAAUCGACGUAAACAAGGGCCGGUUGAGAAUCGUUAAAGAGACAGCAAAGUUGCACCAAGUAGAUAGCGUCGUGACAACCAUUUGCGCCGAUCUUCGCGUUUUUCCAGAAACAAAUACAGAGACAUAUGAUAAAGUUUUGUUGGAUGCUCCAUGUUCUGGAUUGGGUGUUCUCUCCAAGAGAGCAGACUUGCGUUGGAAUAGGAAGGCCGAGGAUAUGGAAGAGCUUAAGAAGUUACAGGACGAGCUCUUCGAUGCAGCUUCCUUAUUGGUGAAGCCGGGGGGAGUUCUAAUAUACAGCACCUGCUCAAUUGAUCCCGAAGAAAAUGAAGAUAGAGUAGCUGCAUUUCUUCUAAGGCAUCCGGAAUUCAAUAUAGAAUCAGUCGAAAAAUAUGUUCCAAGCGAUUUCGUAACAUCACAGGGUUUCUACUCUUCAUUCCCAGUAAAGCAUUCACUCGAUGGAUCUUUCGCUGCUCGGUUAGUUCGAUCAUAACAGGCUGGGAAUGGAAGUGUAGAAAAAGCGAAUUUAGAAGAACAAGAGUGGAGGAGGAAGGGAGUUGUCGUACCGCCUUUUCUAGGCACAUAACGAUCUUCUGUUCUCUCUGCCUGCUCCAUCAAAGAAAUUCCCUUUGCUUCAGAAUGAACUGAAGAUCUCUUCAAAGGAAGGAGCCAAAGAAUCAAGUUACUUACAUCACAAGGAAGAAGAAAGACAACAUUUUUUUUCAUCUCAUUGACUCAAUCAGCAAAAAUGGCUUCAGAUUUUAUCUAUGCAUGAGGAACUGAACUGAAAUGUAUACUCUUCAAUCACCUGUAAUUUAAUUACUUAAAUUUAAACUAAGUUGGAAUUAAGUGUAAUGGUUUAAACAUUCAAA
This is a messenger RNA of Cannabis sativa, 2149 nucleotides long. RefSeq lists its product as uncharacterized. The coding region runs from base 187 to 1770 and encodes 527 amino acids. Lineage: Eukaryota; Viridiplantae; Streptophyta; Magnoliopsida; Rosales; Cannabaceae. The transcript has 17 exons. Gene Ontology annotation, biological process: RNA methylation; rRNA processing; regulation of DNA-templated transcription. Gene Ontology annotation, molecular function: RNA binding; rRNA methyltransferase activity. The record is from RefSeq and is a predicted model, not a curated record.